Molecule: messenger RNA, 1803 nt
Organism: Cucumis melo (muskmelon)
Lineage: Eukaryota; Viridiplantae; Streptophyta; Magnoliopsida; Cucurbitales; Cucurbitaceae
Product: aldehyde dehydrogenase family 3 member F1-like
Exons: 10
Coding region: 221-1666 (481 amino acids)
Biological process (GO): aldehyde metabolic process
Cellular component (GO): cytoplasm
Molecular function (GO): aldehyde dehydrogenase (NAD+) activity
Source: RefSeq, a predicted model, not a curated record
UGAAACAUAUUUAUUAAUUACUAAGUAAUUUGUAGCCUUCAACCUUUCAUUUGUAUUGUACUUCCAAUUUGGGAGUCUUAGGAGUAUAAAUAGAGAAUUGAAACAAAAGUUUGAUGCAAAAAGAAAGAAAGAAGAUUGAAAGCUUUUCUUUUAGGGGCAUAUAUAUAUAUAUAUAUAUAUAUAUAUAUAUAUAUAUAUAUAUAUAUACUAAUAAUAUAUUAUGGAGAAUUUGGAGGUGAAGUUAGAGGAAACAAGAGAAUAUUACAAAAGUGGAAAAACAAAGGAAGCAUCUUGGAGAUUUUCACAACUUAAAGGUUUACACAAAUUUCUUAACCAAAAUCAACAACAAAUUUACAAUGCCCUUUUCCAAGAUUUGGGGAAACACCAUGUUGAAGCUUUUAGAGAUGAGAUCGGUAAUCUACAAAUGUCCCUCAAUUUUGCUUUGGAGAAUUUGAAACGUUGGAUGUCCCCCAAAAAGGCGAAGUUGCCGGCGAUUGCUGUGUUGAAUUCAGCAGAAGUGGUUCCCGAGCCUUUGGGGGUUGUUCUUGUGAUCUCAUCUUGGAACUUUCCGUUUGGGUUGUCGUUGGAGCCAUUGAUAGGGGCAAUAGCAGCUGGAAAUUGUGUGUUUUUGAAGACGUCGGAGUUUUCUCCGGCGAGUUCAGCUUUUCUGGCGAAAGUGAUCGGAGAUUAUGUUGAUAAGAAAGCAGUGAGAGUGGUUGAAGGAGGGGCGGCGACCGGAGAGCGGCUGCUGCAGCUGCGGUGGGAGAAGAUUUUCUUUACAGGAAGUGAAAGAGUGGGGCGGAUUGUUAUGGCGGCCGCCGUGAAAUACCUAACGCCGGUGACUUUGGAGCUCGGAGGGAAAUGCCCCGCCAUUGUCGACUCACUUUCAUGUUCAUGGGAUAUUGAGUCUACUGCUCAACGGAUCGUUGUCGGAAAAUUUGGAGCCUGCGCCGGUCAAGCUUGCAUAGCAAUUGAUUAUAUCCUUGUUGAACACAAAUUUAUAUCCACCUUGGUCGAAUUGCUGAAGAAGUACAUCAAGAAAUUCUUCGAUAAAGGUUCGAACCAAGCGAAAAACAUGGCGAGAAUCGUAAACAAACAAAACUUUUUGAGAUUGAAGAAUAUGGUGGAUGAACCUGCUGUCCAAGCUACAAUCAUUUAUGGAGGAUCCAUGGACGAGGACAAAUUGUUCGUUGAGCCGACUAUUCUGUUGAACCCACCAAACGAUGCAGAAAUUAUGAGAGAAGAAAUCUUUGGACCAAUCCUUCCCAUAAUUGGAAUGGAUAAGAUUGAAGACAGUAUAGAUUUCAUCAAUUCAAGGCCUAAGCCUCUUGCCAUUUAUGCCUUCACAAAAGACAAAGCUUUCCAAAGAAGACUCGUCUCAGAAACUACGUCCGGCAGCUUGACAUUUAAUGAUGCAAUUAUUCAGUAUGCAGUGGAUACACUCCCGUUUGGAGGGGUUGGUGAAAGUGGGAUUGGCAGAUACCAUGGAAAAUUCUCAUUCGACACCUUUAGUCAUGAAAAGGCAGUUGUGAAAAGGAGCUUCUUGAUCGACUUCUGGUUCAGAUAUCCGCCCUGGAACAAUCACAAGCUUGAGCUGCUUAGACAUGCUUAUAAUUUUAACUAUUUUCAGUUAGUUCUCACUGUUUUGGGUCUGAAAAGGUCUUAAUCACUAGAAGAUUCCUCCCUUAGCUUCUUUUCAAAUCUUCGUUCUCGUUCUACUCUUACAAAUAAACAAUCUCUACUUUUGUAGUGACAAAAAUGUAUCAAAUUUCAACGAGGUCAAUCCCAUCUUAAUUCUUGUCA